Molecule: messenger RNA, 1967 nt
Organism: Cynoglossus semilaevis (tongue sole)
Lineage: Eukaryota; Metazoa; Chordata; Actinopteri; Pleuronectiformes; Cynoglossidae
Gene: rnf144b
Product: ring finger protein 144B
Exons: 8
Coding region: 317-1273 (318 amino acids)
Biological process (GO): protein ubiquitination
Molecular function (GO): ubiquitin-protein transferase activity; zinc ion binding
Source: RefSeq, a predicted model, not a curated record
GAGUACCACACAUACACAAACACACGCAGGCGGCUUCCUGGAUGGAAACAAAGCACACACACAUACACACACACACUGAGCGGCUGGGAGCAGGACGUGUAAACAUGGGCUUGUUGCCUGUGUGAGCUGCUGCAGCAGUGGCGCAUUUACCGGCGGAUCUGGAUCUGGACCAUCCGGUCCCAGGAAGGUCCUACAGGCAGCACAGGGGACACAGACAAGGAGUAUGACGGCUGUAGCUCUUCUCCGUCCCUAGCAGAAGGACGAGGACAGCUUGACUUCUUCCUGUUUCUCCUCCACCCCUGCCCCGUGCCCCAACAUGGCUAGCAGGAGUCCCACCCUGAGCUCAGAAGCCAGGGAUUCCCCACCUGGGACCCCCAUGGCUCUUGACUCUCUGCUGGGGCCUGAGGUCUUUUGCAAGCUGUGUCUGAGUGAGCAGCCGUCAACAGCCAGCCAGCAACUGCAAACAUGUGACUGCAGCUUCUGCACUGCUUGUCUGCGGCAGUAUGUUCAGCUGGCCAUCAUGGAGGGUGGGGGGGCCCCCAUCACCUGCCCAGAUAUGGCCUGUCAAAAGAGUGGUGUGCUGUUGGACUCUGAGAUAUCCCGCCUGGCUGCAGCUGAUCAGGUGGAGCUGUACCAGCGGCUGAGGUUUGAGAGAGGUGUAAAGCUGGACCCCAGUAAAGCCUGGUGUCCUGUUGUUGACUGUCAGGCUGUGUGCAGCGUGGUACCAGGCACUGAGGGUCGACCCACAGCUGUUCCCUGCCUCACCUGCCACACCGUCUUCUGCUCUGGCUGCGGCGGACCGUGGCAGGACAGUCACACCUGCCCUGAACGCCAGCCCAUGAUGUCACCCUCUGUGUCUCAUGAAAGCAGGGUCAGAUACGACAGCCAGUCAGAAGUGCCCAUCAAACAGUGUCCUAUGUGCGGUAUUUACAUAGAGAGGAACCAGGGCUGUGCUCAGAUGCUGUGCAAAAGCUGCAAACACACCUUCUGCUGGUACUGUCUGCAGAAUCUGGAUGGUGACAUCUUCCUGAGGCAUUAUGACAAAGGGCCGUGCAGAAACAAGCUGGGCCACUCCAGGGCUUCUGUCAUGUGGAACAGAACACAGGUUGUAGGUAUUCUGGUAGGAGUGAGCAUCGUCGUGUUGGUGACUUCCCCGCUCCUUCUUCUCGCCUCACCAUGCAUACUGUGUUGUCUCUGCAAACCCUGUAGAGGGAUGAAGAAGAAGAAGAAAAAAAAGAAGGAAAACAGUCAGCCGGACUCCUCCGCAUCAUAGCGGCGCAGCUGCUCCCUGACCUGACCCAAGAUCACUAAUGAAUCCUGAGAAAACCUUGGUGGAAAUAUAUGGGAAUAUACAAAGGAAUACAUUUCCCCAGCUCCACAGACUGCAGGCCAAUAUGACAAGGUGCAAGGAGAGGAUGUCUUUCACGCACACACACACUCGUGCACAUGCAGUUAACGCUACCUUCAUGUGCCAAACAUCAUGAUGCCAAACCAGAGAUGUUAGGUGCUCAAGUGCCUCACUCGACAGUGCCUGGUGCUUGGUCGUGUUUGCUUUGCCUUCCAUUAUCUCUUUAUCUUAUGCAAAACCUUUAGCAAAAUAAAAAAAAAUCCACAGCUGUUGGAUUUUCACAGGGUUGUUAUUCCCUCGAAAAAUAAAAAUGCAAAACAGUCUUUCUUUCAAAUUGGGAGGUGAUGAAUGGCAUAAUGUAUAUGCACUGUAUAUUCUGUACUGAGAAGACGUAAAAUAGGGCUCCAUUGGUGCACAGAGAACUUUACUCCUGGUGGUUGUUCCAGACCAAAGGCUCCAAAGGAUAAUGUGUAUACUUUUCUACAGUGUGUCCAUGUGUAUUUAUGACUAAUGUGUGUGUGGUAGGCUGUUAUUAUUUCUAUGUUUCUGUUGAUGUUUCUGCAUCAGAUGUUUUUUAAAAAGGCACCAUUGUAUAAAUAAACACACUGUAUUGAACAUG